ACACUCAAUAAACUACGCGACUAAAUAUUUUGAGUACUUACGCACUCACCAUACUCUUUGCAAUUUCUAAUUCAUUGAUUUAUCGUCCUUAAUCGACGGUAUAAAUAAGCCGGAAUUUCGUCAAAAUAUUUAGUUCCAUUUUAACCGUUAGCUGGAGAAUACUCUACAAGCAACAUUUUAAAUCACUAAAUUUUCUCAAAAAACAUAAGCAAAAUGCAACGCUGGAAUAAUCGUGUCGCUGUAGUCACCGGCGCUAGUUCGGGCAUUGGUGCCGCAUGUGUUAAAUACCUGGCCAAUAACGGUAUGAUCACCGUCGGUUUGGCACGACGUAAGGAACGCGUUGAAGAAUUGAAAACCGGUUCGAAUUCAGAUCGCAUACAUGCCAUUCGUUGCGAUGUGCAAAAAGAAGAGGACGUUAUAGCCGCUUUCAAGGAGAUCGAGGAAAAGUAUGGACCAGUAUCCGUGCUUGUUAACAAUGCUGGUAUUACACGUCACUCUGAUUUGCUCAAAGAAGGCAAUACAGAGGAUAUCCGCGCUGUGAUUGAGACUAAUGUUCUGGGCAUUGUGUGGUGCACACGCGAAGCCUUUCGUUCGAUGAAGCAGUCACCGAAUGGCGAUGGGCAUGUAUUUCUUAUCAAUAGCGUACUUGGUCAUCAAGUGCUGAAUUUUCCGUUAAACAUAUAUGCACCUUCGAAAUAUGCUGUCACCGCCUUGACAGAGAUGUAUCGUCAGGAGUUUCUCAAUAAUGAGACAAAAAUUAAAAUUACUAGUAUUAGUCCUGGCGGGGUUUUGACGGAAUUUAUGAGCGCUACUGAAGAAGAAAUUGCCGGUAUGAGUUUUCUCGCAUCGGAAGAUGUAGCUGAUGCUUUAAUUUAUUGUCUGCAGACACCACCAAAUGUGCAGAUACACGAACUAACCAUAAAGCCAAUUGGUGAAACUUUCUGAGCGCUAAAUAAAUUGUGAUCUAGUUAAAAAAUGUAUGUUCAAAGUUUUAUUUUAAAAUUAUACGAUUUUAUUUAUUUAUUGUU
Molecule: messenger RNA, 1028 nt
Organism: Ceratitis capitata (Mediterranean fruit fly)
Lineage: Eukaryota; Metazoa; Arthropoda; Insecta; Diptera; Tephritidae
Product: farnesol dehydrogenase-like
Exons: 3
Coding region: 214-945 (243 amino acids)
Source: RefSeq, a predicted model, not a curated record